CCUAUCGCUCUUUACAUCGUUCGCAGUAGGUAUCAUUCUACCAAGCAAACACCUUCGACGAGUGCGUCGCGAAAAAGGAGUGAGAGUUCGUGUAUAAUUCUCACGUCCUAAGGAUGAGGGCACCACACCCGGCGUUCUUGUUGUGCGUGCUGAGCUCGUUGUCGCUCGUUCAGGCCGACACGUAUCACUACUAUGACCAACCUGUAAAGAGAGGGUUGUUGGACCAGCUGCUCGGCAGUCUAGGUGUUGGCGGUGGCAACGAUAACAACGCAGACGGACAAGCUCACAAGAAAGGUGGCAAAGGACAAGAUGGCGCCGUCACCGUCACCGAGACGGUAAAGCAGACGAUCACGGUGGGAGCCGGGGCAGUCGCUGGACUUAACGGCACGGCGGCAGCAGCCACCAAGACCGUAACCGUUACCAAAACCGAGAAUGCCGCUGCCGGCGGCGCAAACGCAGCAGCCCAACUAUCCUUCGUAACCACCACCGUCCAAGGCACCGGCGCGCCCGUGACCGUGACCAUGACGCCGAUCGCCUCGACCGUCACCCAGGUCUCCACGAUGAUGCAGGUGUCGACCGUGACCAUGAUCCAGAUGAUCGCCUGCGGCACGACCGGCGCCGCGGUCCCGGCCUCGCAAGCGUCCAUCGUCGCGUCGAGCGCCGCCGCCGCCGCCUCCUCUGACGCGGCCGCUGCAGCGGCAGCAUCAGCAGCGGCGGCGUCGUCGUCGGCAGCCGCAGCCGCAGCCGCAGCCGCAGCCGCGACUUCCGCCGCGCAGGCAGCGACUUCGGCUGCUGCUGCCACGAGCGCUGCUGCCGUGGCUACAAGUUCGACUGCCGCGGCGGCAGUAGCUUCGACUUCGUCCGCCGCCGCCGUAGCAUCGAGCGCCGCUACGUCCGCCGUCGCAGCUGUUUCCAGCGCCACCACUACUUCCGCUGCCACCUCCGCCGCCACGACGUCUACUUCUGCCGCCGCGGCCGUCGCGUCCUCGUCAACGAGCACCACCAGCACCGCGGCGGCCGUCGCCGCCACCACGCCCCUCGCGGCGCAGUCCUCGCUCUCGCUGCCGGUGGAGACGCCGCCCGUCGCUAACAACGCGGGAGGCGCGCCGGCGGUUACGGCCGCGAGUGCGAACGCGGCGGCGCCUUCGAUUAAUUUGAGCGGGAUCCCGUUGACGAAUGCUCUGACGCUUGGGUUCCUCGGUUAGGGCUUGUAACUGGAGUCGAGAGGCCGGGAGUGUGUGUGCGAGUAUAGGCCCGGCGAAGCAGUGUGAUAUAGACAGGAGACGGGGGACGGGAGAUGGGGAAGAGAGGAAAUACCCCGUGUUGAUCGCUGGUUGAAAGUUACUGGUCUUCCGGUUUCCAGAUCCAUCGGUUUUCGAGCCGUAUAAUUAAUCAUUCAACCCCCCAACCUACCUACACCACAUCGCCACGCGAUAAUCUGUAGUAUUCCUUUCUUCCCUCAUUUCCCCUAUUGCUGUUUUUUUUUCUCUUUCGGAAACUCAUAUACAUAUAUACAUACGUUUGUAGUAGGUAUCGUGAUUCUAGUAGCCCGGUUCUUGGUCGUUUAUUUAGCUGGAGGAGGGGACGAGGAUACCGAACCGCGGAUUUACGCUUAACACGGAACGCUGCCAGGAGCAUUGCAAUAUAAACCCAGACAACAUGUACAUAGCCUUCUUUUCGCUUCUUGAAAAACCUCGAUGGAAAAUAAACCGAGUAAAAAAAAUUGGUUGAGGCUGGUCUUGAUUAAGUAACUUGUGCUGUUCCUGUGUUGCUGCUGUCUUCGUUUAAGUGGGUUAGU
Messenger RNA from Annulohypoxylon truncatum, 1798 nucleotides. RefSeq lists its product as uncharacterized. The transcript has 3 exons. Bases 114 to 1205 code for a protein of 363 amino acids. Lineage: Eukaryota; Fungi; Ascomycota; Sordariomycetes; Xylariales; Hypoxylaceae. The record is from RefSeq and is a predicted model, not a curated record.